This is a messenger RNA of Felis catus (domestic cat), 5586 nucleotides long. RefSeq names its product methionine adenosyltransferase 1A (gene MAT1A). Gene Ontology annotation, cellular component: cytosol. The transcript is spliced from 11 exons. Gene Ontology annotation, molecular function: ATP binding; methionine adenosyltransferase activity. Gene Ontology annotation, biological process: S-adenosylmethionine biosynthetic process. The record is from RefSeq and is a predicted model, not a curated record. The coding region runs from base 2829 to 3827 and encodes 332 amino acids. Lineage: Eukaryota; Metazoa; Chordata; Mammalia; Carnivora; Felidae.
UCUCUCUCUCUGCCCCUCCCCCAUUCACCCUCUGUCUCUGUCUCUCUCAAAAUAAUAAAUAAACAUUAAAAUUAAAAAAAAGAAGAGCACGUAUUACGUACAUGGAAGGUGCUUAAGGAAUAUUUUAUCGAAGUCUUAUCGUGCACCAGCUCUGUGCUCAAUACUCAUCCUACCGCAAUGGCCACCUCUGUUUCUCACAAUGAUGCUUACUUAACCUGCUUUACAGAUGAGGGAGGUUAGGAAGCCUGCCCCACGGUGGACAGUGGGUUAGAGGUCACACAGGACUCCAGCCCAGAAGCCCACACUCUCAUCCACGGUGUUCUGUGUGCUGCUUGUUAACUAACCUCUGUCUGCUGAAAGAAUAUAAGGUGGCCUAGAUUUUGUGGGGAUGUCAUACGAGACUCACACAUAAGAUGGGGACUGAACUCCGUGCUUCCAGAUCCUUCCCUCACUCUGAAUUUGUGUCCAAGCUACAGAAGCCUCCUUCAUAUGUUUCUGGACACACCACUUCUCUGUGUAGGACAUACCCCUCCACUCCAUGCUUUUAGUCAUUCUGGAAUUCAGAGGGCAGUUGGGCUUUGCUCUCUGACUUACUGCCAGCUCUAGGGCCCUGUUGAGUACUUGCUACUUAAACCCCAUCUCGCUCUUAAAGCAGAGUUAGAACGUAAUGGCUAUAGUUCUAGCUGCUAGGCUAACCUAGGUCUACAGUUCACAUUAAACAUUAGCUCAUAUUGCCUCCAGGUUUGAAACCAGUGUACCCAGAAGAAAUUUACAAAGGGACAGCGAUGUUGAAAUAUUUUAAGUGCAAACAGGAGGACGCCUGUGUGCUGACAAGGACAAGGCUAUGUUGUCUAAAGUCCUUGUUUGAUCCUCAUGUUUCCAUCCCUUCCCGGUGGCUUUUUCUCUUCGAACCUUCAGCAGUCUUGUGCCUGAGCGGUCCAGCUCGCUGUUUGUUAAAUGAUGAAAUAGGUGUAUGUAAAACCUCUUACUUUAUCCCGUGAGGAGGUCACUUUAAUAUAGUUUAAAUUCCCUGGAUAGUUGGUGCUGCUGCUACUGACCAGGUGGCAAAACUCAAAGUUUAGAGCACCAGGAAGAGAACUGUAAUGCUCACAUUCUAAGUAGAGAGGGGAUUUGGGGCCACCGCAUCCUACCUUUUGCUUCCCACGGUCCAAUAUUUUUGAUGCAUGAGCUUUUGGCUGCUUACAUUUUAUUGCUUUCUAGUGGGAACGGGUUCCUCCACCCAUUCUCACUGUCUGUGAUCUCAGUUCCCCACUCUUCCUGCAGCCUGAGGUCUGAGAGUGGGAGAGAAGGAAGAGAGAGGCGCUGUCAUGUAGAGCAUGAAUUUGGCUACAGAUGUAACCCAGUCCACUUCUUUUCUUGGUCAAAGCAAAAAAAAAAAAAAGUGCGGGAAUCAUGUGAUCAAGAAUGUUGAUCAAGUGCACAGGACUGAAUAGGUCGAAGUUUAAUGUAUCUUAUGGAAGCUGGACUCGGAUAAUUUCCCUGUAACGAAUCCAUCUCUCAAGAGUCUUUUUCCAAAAGCAAAAAAAGAAAAAAUAAAAAAGCAUUGUCUUCUGUAACCUGUCCAGAUACUUUUUAAUGUGACCGCCGGUGUCUUAGAGAAGCUGACAGCUUAGGUGCUUUCUAUCAGCAGAGAAAUGUGGGCUCGAAAGCUUUUCCCCUAAACGAACGUGUUGUGUAACGUCCACGCUGACUCAGAAUACAGGUGCGUGCUCUUGCUCUGAGAAGGUAGAAGAAGGGGGAGAGCCCAGCCCAGACAAGGUGUGGGGGAGGAAAGGCAGCACCCAGUAGCAAAGGCCACCCUGUGCCGCAGCCUUAGCCGAAACCGCAUCUCUGGGAAAGGGCUCCUUGCUGCCUGUUUGGAUCCCUGAGUCACCACAGACCCCCACCCUCCAACGUGGGAUGUUAACCUCGGCCCAAUAUGGAGAUUAGCUGCAGAGCCGAAACAGAGUCCCAAAGGAGCUUCGGUUCUACAGAAUCUGUACAGCCUUCUUCACUGUGCACUGACCAGACGUUGGGGCUCGGGAAAUCCGAGCUGAGGACCGGAAUUCCCCAAGGAGUCACUCAGGAGCGAGCCGUGACCAGCCGGAGAGAGUGACACGUCGGUACUCAGGCCCGCCCUCCUCACCAUCCUCACCUUCCCCACCUUCCCCUCACGUGCACACAGGCAGUUCCCCAGAAGCGAGCCCUGUAGCUCUGCCAAAGACAAGCCUGUUGGGUUCCCCGGGGAGAAAAAAAAAAAAAAAAAGGCAACCACACAAAACCACUUCAGGCAAAGUCAACAGCGUUGAAAUCGUUACCUUGAAGAAACCCAGUGGAGAAGUGUGCAAAGAUGAAUGGCCCGGUGGACGGCUUGUGUGACCACUCUCUAAGUGAAGAAGGAGCCUUCAUGUUCACCUCGGAGUCUGUAGGAGAGGGACACCCGGUGCUGAAUUCUUCCACCAGCAGGAUAAAAUGAAUGCUUUUUCAACUUCCAAGAAAACCACCUAUGAGCUGUCUUACAGCCACUGAGUGAUACUAAUAGAAAUUUUGAAAGCCUAAAGAAACAGUUCAGAAAGAGCCUCCUUACACGUUAUUUCAGUCUGCGGAGCUGUCUCAACACCCUUGCUCAUCUCGGCUUUAUCCCUAAUACCCCUUAUCCCAGUCCCCCGUGUGGACUGGGGACAUGUGGCCUGCGUCCUUGAAACAAGCAGAGUCAUCUGCGGUCAGCAUACAAGAUUUGCGACCAGAUCAGUGAUGCCGUGCUGGAUGCCCAUCUGAGGCAGGACCCCAAUGCCAAGGUGGCCUGUGAGACGGUGUGUAAGACGGGCAUGGUGCUACUCUGCGGAGAGAUCACCUCCACGGCCACAGUGGACUACCAGCGGGUGGUGAGAAGCACCAUCAGGCACAUCGGCUACGACGACUCCGCCAAGGGGUUUGACUUCAAGACCUGCAAUGUGCUGGUAGCUCUGGAGCAGCAGUCCCCGGAUAUUGCCCAGUGUGUACAUUUGGACAGAAACGAAGAAGACGUCGGGGCCGGAGACCAGGGUCUGAUGUUCGGCUAUGCCACCGACGAGACAGAAGAGUGUAUGCCCCUCACUAUUAUCCUCGCCCACAAACUCAAUGCCCGAAUGGCGGAACUCAGACGCUCCGGGGUCCUCCCCUGGCUGAGGCCUGACUCUAAGACCCAGGUGACAGUUCAGUACAUACAGGACAACGGCGCGGUCAUCCCCGUGCGCAUCCACACCAUCGUCAUCUCCGUGCAGCACAAUGAAGACAUAACGCUGGAGGACAUGCGCCAGGCCCUGAAGGAGCAGGUGAUCGAGGCCGUGGUGCCAGCCAAAUACCUGGACGAAGACACUGUUUACCACCUGCAGCCCAGCGGGCGGUUUGUCAUCGGAGGUCCCCAGGGGGAUGCGGGCGUCACUGGCCGUAAAAUUAUCGUGGACACCUAUGGCGGUUGGGGGGCGCACGGUGGAGGGGCCUUCUCCGGGAAGGACUACACCAAGGUGGACCGUUCGGCAGCUUAUGCUGCCCGCUGGGUGGCCAAGUCCCUGGUGAAAGCGGGACUCUGCCGGAGAGUGCUCGUGCAGGUCUCCUACGCCAUCGGUGUGGCUGAGCCACUGUCCAUUUCCAUCUUCACCUAUGGAACCUCUCAGAAGACAGAGAGAGAGCUGCUAGAUGUGGUCAACAAGAAUUUCGACCUUCGGCCCGGGGUCAUCGUCAGGGACUUGGAUUUGAAGAAGCCCAUCUACCAGAAGACGGCGUGCUACGGCCAUUUUGGAAGAAACGAGUUCCCAUGGGAAAUUCCCAAGAAGCUCGUGUUUUAGAGCUGGUGGGCGCAGGGCCUGCCUCGCCCUGGAAGCUUCUGGAUUGGCACCUCUUGUCCAGGACCCCAACUCUCAGAUGUCCCAGGCCCAGGGCCCUGACCGCUCCCCCACCCCCCACUGCCGCUGCAGGGAGUGCCUUCCCCACCCACUGCCCCCUCCUGGACCAAGCUGCACCCCUAAGACUAGCCCUGUGCUGUCGUCACUGUGAAUGGCAGGGGGCUUGCUGGUGCCUGGGGUCAGACCUCCUCAUGGCGGUAGUCACACUGUCCCCCUGCUUUUCCCUCAGACUGAAGCGAUGUUAAUUUAGUGGAAAAACGACCCCUGUGAAGAGUAAAUUCCCCCAUGCCUCCCCCAUGGCUGGUCCCCUCCUCCCUCACAGAUCUCAGGGAUCCUGGGUGUGCUGGCUGUGCCCUUCCCAUCUAUGGCCUGUGCCCUGAGCCAAGGGCCUUCACGGAGGCAUCUCAGGCUAGGCAUCCGGCGGGGACAGGAACAGGGGCUGACACCUGCUGAGCAGCUAUGGUGUGCGAGGGCCCGAGCCAAUUACCGACCUCGUUUCUUCUUCACCGCAACACGGUGAGGUGACACCUCAUUCCCACUUUCCAUAUGGGGAAACUGAGUCGCAGACCGCCUAGGUAACUUUCCCAAGGUCCUACAGCCACAUGUGUCAGGACCCACACGUGAUCCAGGGGCUUUGACUCGGGAGCCUGUAUGCAGCCCCCAACCCUGUUCCCAUCUCAUGCCGGACGGAGGCUUGAGCAAUGACCAGCAGCUCUGUGGCCUCUGUCCUGAAGACCUGAGCUUGCUGCUCUCCUCUUGGUGAGCCCUGGGCAGGGAUAUGCAAAGUCAGGACAGAGAAGCAGCUUGUCCCAGCUCAGGUGGCCAGCCCCUUAGAUGGGUCCGGAACCCCGUAGCUUCCAGCCCUUCUCUCUUUGGCCUCUUGGUCUGAAUGCUGUGGGAAUAAGUGUGUGAGCCCCUCAGACGCCCCUUCCAGAGAGGCCACUCGUAAGGGCCGAAUAUCUAAUGUUAAGUGGUGACCCCAGGUGGCGGAGCUGAACUCCUAGCGGUAGACAAGUUGGCUGAGGUGUCAUGAGGAGAUUCUGCCUUUGCCAGGUGGCUCCCGGGGCACAGCACUCAAGGGGCCUGAGUGGUCCUCGGUGCGCUAAGGUCUCGGAGGCUGCACGUUCACCUGCCUUUCCAUCCCUGGCCAGCCCUGCCUCCCCCGCCUGUCAGCCUGGGCCGCUGACGGCAGUGUCUCUGCCUUCUCCCUAGCUGCCCAGACCACAGGCUCAGGUAGGGGCCCCCAAGGGUCCCAUAGAGCACUGAGGCUUGGGCUCUGCUCCAGGGUCCACGGCGCUGGUUCUGGCUGAACCAGGCAGCCCAAGAACCCUCAUCUGGGGAGCAGACGGCCUGUAUCUGGGCUCCAGGCCUGACGCACAAAGACGCCAAGCUUUUCUCCUUACGUCAGGGAAAGGGCAGCUCUUCAGGGGAGAAAAAGAAGGCCCAUUUACCACAGAAACCUAGAGCUCGUGUCCACUCCCAGCAAGUCUCAAGCUCCCUCCAGGAGAGGGAGGCCCAAGCUUGCAGGCGGUCAAUGCCUCCCACCCAAGCCCUAGUCACAGCGAAAAUUCAGAAUUGCAUGGUUGCCCCUCCCCCCCGGAGAUAAAAGAUCUUUUUUUGGACAUUGUUGAUAUGAAACUCGAACCUUUAUGUGUUAAUAGUUCCUGCUGGGACAGUGAAUAAACAACUACUCUGUGCUCGG